AUGAGUAGUCAUCUUAUUAAUGUUAUUUUGCUUGGUUUGGCUUUUAUGCUUUUAUAUACAGCAUUUCAUGCUACAACCAUGCUUGCACAAAGUGUGUUCGAAGGUAUCAAGAAUGAAACAAUCAAUGGUACAAAUUUUGAAGGUGGUGGUUACAUCAGUCUUGGCAUUGCUAGUGCAUGCAUGGCUAUUGCUAAUAUAUUUGCACCAGUUAUCAUAUCGAUAUUGGGACCAUCUAUUUCCAUGUUCAUGGGUGGAUCAACGUUUCUUUUGUAUGUUCUUUCAUUUCUCUUUCCAAUGAUCUGGUCUUUUUAUUUGGUAUCGAUUUUACUCGGUAUCGGUGCAGCUAUUCUGUGGACAGCACAAGGUACCUAUCUAGCAUUAUAUUCCGAUGAAAUGACAGUGAGUCGUAAUGCAGGUAUCUUCUGGGCUUUAUUACAAAUCGGCUAUCUUCCUGGUAAUUUGUUUGUGUAUUUAUCGAUCAAUACAGAAACCAUCACUCGAUCAACACGAUAUCCAUUGUUUGCUGUUUUUUCUAUCGUUUGUGCUGUUGGUCUUGCUUUUUUUGCUCUGAUUAUUUGGCGUACAUUUAUUGAACACCGUCAAUCAAAUUUACAAUCAUCUAAUAAAGAAGAAAAAAUAACCAUGGCCAAUAUUAUUGAAACGUUAAAAAUUGCUGUUCGACUUUUGAAAACUCGAAAUAUGCUUCUUCUUCUAAUUUCAUUUGCAUAUACGGGCUUCUCACAAACUCUCUUUCAAACUGUUUAUCCAACAUGUAUUGGUCAUUUCAUCAAGUAUGGAGGUACUCGAAAACGAUUGAUUGGUUUACACGGUGUGUUGUUGGGUGUCGGUGAGAUUUUGGGUGGUGGUCUAUUCGGAUUCAUUACAAAGCCAAAGACAUCAUCACAACGUGGUCUAAUCAUAUUUAUUGGUUUCGUCUUACAAAUCGUCUUCUAUUAUUCAGUAUUUAUUAAUUUUCCUUUCGAUUCACCAGCAAAAGAGACCAAUAGUAAGCCAUAUUUUAAAUUCGAUUCGUUGACAAGUCAAAUUAUAGCUUUCAUUGGUUCAUUUUUAGUUGGUCUCGGUGAUAGUAGUUUAAACAUUCAGAAGUCUCAAUUACCUCAAUCCAUUCUUCCUUGGCAAUUACUCACAUAUAUCUACCAAAAAGUUGUUACUCGAGAGGAUAUUUAUGCUCAGGUCUUUGUUAAUCAUUUGACUGAAAUCAAAUGUGUUAUAAUACUUUAUUCUACACCUGGUCUUGUUCCCCAUUGGAAUGUUGUUCAAAACUAUACUCGAAAUAUUGCAAUUGCUUUCGAUAGAGAAUAUACAAAUGAUAUUCUACUUGAGCUGUUAAAAAAAUGUGUUCCAUGGAAACAGAAACUCAAUUUUUGUGGUAUUGAUCAACGUUAUAUCACACCAGUGAUCGAACAAUUUGUGACAGAGAAGAAACUUGGUAACUACGAAAUAUUGACACAUAUUCAAUUUGAACUAGACCAAAGUGUAUUUUUGGAAAAAUCGAAAAUACUCCCAUCAACAGUUCCAGAAGGAAUUGAAAUUCGACAAUUGAAAUCAGAAGAUGCGCCGUUGAUGGUCGAGGCUUGGAAGUAUAAAUCAGAUGAUCUGUAUUCAGUUGCUCAAGCUCAAUUUUGUAUCGAAAAUUUAUGCAGCAUGGGUGCUUAUCGUAGUGGCAAACUUCUUUGUUGGCGACUCUUGUUAUACGAUGGUUCUUUCGACAUGGCGUAUACCAUUCCUGAAGCUCGUCGACUUGGACUCUCGUCUUUAUUGAGUGUUCGGUUGACAGCAGAAAUAUUCAAAAGACAGGAACGUGUAUUUGGUUAUACAGCUUUAAAUAAUCGAAAAUCAUUGGGAUUAGCAGCUAAAAUGGGCUUUCGUGAGACAGGCAUAAGUGACUGGAUUCAAUUUGAACCAAUUGACACCUGCGUACAAAAAGAUUUACACCCUCAUAUACUAAAAUCUUCCAUUUAA
This is a messenger RNA of Adineta steineri, 1983 nucleotides long. Lineage: Eukaryota; Metazoa; Rotifera; Eurotatoria; Adinetida; Adinetidae. The record is from the annotation of a GenBank genome assembly.